AUGAUCACAUCAGGCAGUGUCAGUAGCUCUGCUGACGAUCCCGCCCAAACGGACGAGAUCUGGGUGACCGUCGGCUGGUCGGAACGGCCGGAGCAGGAAAGCAAAGAGGUUAUAGGAUGGCCUCGCCAGUGCUGUCUGGCCGAUUUUGAUCUGACGUUUUCGGUCGGCCUCUAUACGGUCAAGAUCAACAGGAUGAGCCUUCGAAAGAUCCUUGAGCUCAAAUGCGGACCGAUUUACGCCUUGACAUACGGUGACGCUGCAUGCAAUCCUCCGCUCGGCAAGAAAGUGCGUUCUGGCUCGAUCGAUGCUGGUAUAGAGAACAGUUCUGGCUAG
Mixia osmundae IAM 14324 is the source of this 333-nucleotide messenger RNA. RefSeq lists its product as uncharacterized. The transcript has 3 exons. NCBI's taxonomy places the organism in Eukaryota, Fungi, Basidiomycota, Mixiomycetes, Mixiales, Mixiaceae. The record is from RefSeq and is a predicted model, not a curated record. The coding region runs from base 1 to 333 and encodes 110 amino acids.